AUGGCGAAGACCGUGGUUAUCCUGGGGGCCUCCCUCGCGGGCAUCCCCAUAGCCCACUACCUGCUUGCACACACAUCAUCCGUCGUCCCUGAUCUCAAGGUCAUACUCGUGUCUCCAAACACGCACAUGUACUGGGCGUUGGCCACAGUUCGUGGAAUCCUCCCAGGUGGUAUUGAAGAGGACAAGAUCAUGCUACCGAUCGCGCCUGCCUUCAAGAAAUACUCGUCCGAAAAGUUUGAGUUGGUCCAGGGCAAGGCCGAGCAGCUGGAUCCAUCCUCCAACUCGGUGACGAUCCAGACCAACGCGGGAGCCGUCCGGCAAAUCGAAUACCACACUCUAGUCAUUGCUACUGGGACGAGUGCCAGGGAGGAGAUGCCUUUCAAGACGAUAAACACCACCGAGCAGACGAGGGACGUGCUCCACGACUGGCAGCAGCGCAUCAAAUCGGCAAAGUCGAUCGUCGUCGGCGGCGCCGGCAUCACAGGCACCGAGCUCACAGGAGAGCUGGCCGAGGCGUUCGCGAAGACGGGGCAGAAGAAGGUGACGCUCAUCGCGGCCUCAGACCUGCCCCUGGACGCUACCGUCAGGAAGGACGUCCGGCAGGCCGCCAAGAAGGGCCUCGAGAAGCUGGGUGCCCAGGUCAAGGUCGGCGCGAAGGUCAGCAAGGUCGAGGGGCCCGAGGGCGGGCCCAAGGUGAUCAGCCUGUCGCUGGGCCGGGGCAGGGAGGAGUCGAUCGAGGCGGACGUGUACAUCCCGACGUACGGGCUUCAGCCGAACUCGGAGUUUGUGCCUGCGAACCUGCUUGACCACCGCCGCCAUGUCAAGCAGACCAAACACCUCCGCGCCGAGGGACACCACAACAUCUUUGUGGUCGGGGACGUGGGCAGCCUCGAGACCCCGCAGGCGGUACAUACCGAGAACCAGGUGCUGCACGUCGUCAAGAACCUGCAGGCGCACCUGAAAGGAGAGGCCUUGACUGAGUACGUCUUCAGCACUGAUCCUCUGUUCAUGGCUUCUAUUGGGAAGGGAGGCGGCAUCGGUCAAGCCAAGGGGUUUAAGUUGUUCAGUUUCAUGGUGAAGAAGUUCAAGGCGCAGACACUGGGGACACAGAACUUCCCUGGUAUACUAGCGGGGCAGAAGACCAUGACGAAAGGAAAGUGGGCAUGA
Molecule: messenger RNA, 1167 nt
Organism: Diaporthe citri
Lineage: Eukaryota; Fungi; Ascomycota; Sordariomycetes; Diaporthales; Diaporthaceae
Exons: 1
Coding region: 1-1167 (388 amino acids)
Cellular component (GO): cytoplasm
Molecular function (GO): flavin adenine dinucleotide binding; electron-transferring-flavoprotein dehydrogenase activity
Source: RefSeq, a predicted model, not a curated record